AAUACUCAGUUGCUCCAUCCUUCACUCGCACACGCACACUUAUACACAGUCACACACACUUACACAUCGUCACACACACUCAUGGAGUAUUCUUUCAGCCUGUUGAUUUUCACCUGGACCGUAUUACCAGGUCUGUGCGGUGGCUUCAAUAUCGACGUGAAGAGGACAAAGGUCAUGCGUGGGCCUGAGGAUACACACUUUGGAUACACCGUCCAGCAGCACCAGGCCAAGGGACAACAAUGGUUGCUUGUAGGAGCCCCGUUUGAGAGCAGUGGAGAGCACCAGACUGGAGACGUGUACAGAUGCCCCAUGGACACCCAGCCUGAUGCCCAGUGCACCCGCCUCGAUUUGGGGAGCAAUUCUAUGGGGUUACCCUCGGGCCGCAAAGACAAGAUGAGAAUUGGAAUGUCACUAGCAGCCAAUCCUAAUGACGGGAGUUUUGUGGCGUGUGGUCCCAUGUGGUCGUAUGAGUGUGGGAGUGCAUACUACAGCACAGGUGUUUGUUCUCGCGUCGACAGCUCCUUCCAGGUCACCAACAGCAUUGCCCCGGCCUUCGUGCGAUGUGAGACGUUCAUGGACAUUGUGAUCGUUCUGGACGGCUCCAACUCCAUAUACCCUUGGUACGAGGUGCAGGAGUUCCUCAUCAACGUCCUGAAGAAGUUCAGCGUAGGCUCAGGGCAGACCCAGGUGGGGAUCGUACAGUACGGCCAGAGUGUGGUGCAUGAGUUCUACCUGGACGACUACCACUCAGUGGAGGAGGUGGUGGACGCAGCCCAGAACAUCCAGCAGAGGGGCGGGGAGGAGACGCGCACAGCCCUGGGCAUCAGCUGGGGGUCCCGGGCCUUCAAGCGUGGCGGUCGAGAAGGCGCCAAGAAAGUGAUGAUCGUGAUCACAGACGGAGAGUCACAUGACAGCGUUGACCUUCAGCAGGCUGUGGAGGACAGCGAGAGGGACAACAUCACACUCUACGGAAUAGCAGUGCUGGGCUACUACAACCGGCGUGGCAUCAACCCGGAGGCCCUCCUCAAGGAGAUCAAGUUCAUCGCCACGGACCCCGAGGAGCACUUCUUCAGUGUGACGGACGAGUCCGCCCUCAAGGACAUAGUGGAUGCCCUCGGAGAGAAGAUCUUCAGCCUCGAAGGUACCAACAAAAACAAGACGUCCUUUGAGCUGCAGAUGUCCCAGGCUGGGUUCUCCACACACAUAGUAGAGGAUGGCGUGGUGGUGGGGGCGGUGGGGGCGUAUGACUGGAACGGGGCGGUGCUGAAGCAGUGGGCUCAUGGGAAAGUCAUCCCUCCCAAAUCCUCCUACAGCAGAGAGUUCCCAGAGAGCCUGAAGAACCAUGCAGCCUACCUAGGCUACACAGUGAACUCUGUGAUGUUAGCUUCACAAGGUCGUGUGUACGUAUCAGGCGCUCCACGCUUCAACCACACAGGAAAGGUCAUCGUCUUCACCCUACAGAACAACGCCAAUCUCACCAUCUUAAAGUCGCUUACAGGACAUCAGAUCGGCUCGUACUUUGGCAGUGAGAUGACCCCUCUGGACGUGACAGGGGACGGAGUGACAGACUUCCUGGUGGUGGCGGCACCCAUGUUCUUCAGCAGGGGGCUGGAGAGGGGCAGAGUCUAUCUGUACCGAGUGGAUGAGGAGCUCCGGUUCUCUGCAGUGGGCUGGCUUGAGGGCCAGGAGCAGAACUCUCGCUUCGGUUCUGCUUUGGCCGAGGUGGACGACCUCAACGGAGACGGCUAUAAUGACCUGCUGGUGGGCGCACCUCUGGAAGACGAGCACCGGGGGGCGCUCUACCUCUUCCACGGCCGCCCUGACGGGGUUCACCCCCAACACAAACAGAGGAUAGGUGCUGUGGAGGUGGACUCUGGCCUUCGGUACCUGGGCUGCAGUAUCCAUGGACGGACGGACGCCAACGGAGAUGGACUGGUGGAUAUUGCCGUGGGAUCAUUGGGCGCUGUGGUGUUGCUAUGGUCUCGUGCCGUGGUGCGUGUCCAUCUGAGCGUGACCUUUGAGCCGGCCAAGGUCAACGGCUUCCAGAAGGACUGUCACCACAACGGGAAGGACGUCACCUGCAUGGCAGCCAUUGUGUGUGUGUCAGUCACCGCACACACACCGCUGCCACCAUCACAAGCCGUAGGUCUGCGACGGAGUGUAUAUUUGGAUGAGGAACGCUUCUCUGCUCGUGCCUCUCUCGAUGAGCCAGAGACUCAUCUUCACUCCAACAUCUCGGUGAUGCCCGACUCACCCCACUGCCAACGCCUCCCCUUCCACGUCCAGGAGACGUCAGAUUACAGUCCUCUGAUGUUCCGGGUGGCGGUGGCCCUCCAAGACCCAGACCAGGGACCCCUCAUAGACCCAGACUGGCCCAGCAGCCUACGCACAGAGCUGCCUUUCUGGAAUGGCUGUGAAGAGGAUGAGCACUGUGUCCCCAACCUGAUAUUACAUGCACACACGGAUCUACUGGACCGCAGGCAGUUCUGUGCGCAGACGAGGUGUAGGGGCUGUGUGGUGUGUGAUGAGGAGCUGUAUGGAGGUGAGGAGGAGAGUGGGGAGCGCGUGGUGGAGGCCACCAGGAGACGGCUGUUUGUGGAGGCGCGGCUGGAGAACCACGGGGAGAAGGCCUUCGGGACCAGACUCACACUCUCAUACAGCCCCAACCUGGCAUUCAACAGCCUGGUCAUUAAGGGUUCUGCAGACGUCCAGAUUGACUGCUUCAGUGUGCCAGAGCAGCUCCAUCAGAGGGUCUGCAACAUCAGCUCUAAAUUCAUGAGGUCUAAGAGCCAGGUGUUUUUCCGUGUAGAGUUGGAUCUCAGCAGGUCUCUCUACCUGGACUAUGUGCAGGUGACUCUGGAGGCUGCCAGUGAUGGAUAUGAGUGGAGUCCAGAGGACAACGUGAUUGAUCUCUACCACCCUGUAAAGUACGAGGCAGACCUACUCUUCACCAGAGGUUCCAAUGACCCUCGCUUCGAGAUCAAACCUGAUGCUUCUCUGAUGAACCUCAAUGGUGGCAUGAGACCGACCUUUAACCUUUCAUACCAGAUCCACAAUCUGGGCCUUCACCCUGUAGAGGAGCUGCAGUUUACUGUGGAGAUGGCAGCCAUCACCAGCAGUGGAAACCAGCUCCUGCACAUCACGCACUCACACAUAGACCAUCCUGGAGGCUCCCACUGCAACCCAUCGCGCUCCAUCCCUCCGACACGAGCCACACCUGAAGACCUCUCUCUCACGCCACAGCUGAACCAAUCCAACAGCCUGGCCCUGUCUGUGCAGUGCAGCCUGAGGGUCCCACCACAGACCCAGAUCACUGUCACCAUCGGGGGCUGGCUCCACCUCCGCGCACUUCUGGCUAUCCAGUUUAGGAAGCUGGAGCUGCUGACGAGCGCGUCUGUGGAGCUGAACCCAGCCAGCCUCAUCUUCCUCCAGGAGGCACGGCCCAGUCGCCACAUUAUCCUGGAGAUUAGGAAAGAAGAGGACUACAAGAUCUCCAUCUGGAUUAUAAUCGGGAGCACGUUGGGAGGUCUGCUCUUGCUGGCCCUGCUGGUUCUGGCUCUUUGGAAGUUGGGAUUCUUCCGCCGACGAAAGCGUGAUAAAGAGGAAGAAAAUCAGCUGGCCAACGAGACCAUGCCAGAGGAUCGGUAACCUUGGCGUCCGCUCAGCUUCACCAUGCCUCAGGUUCACAGAGGAGACACUAUGGGGAUGGGUGGGAUGGGGUGGGUGUGGCCUAAACCACACAGUAGCCAAACAGAACCUGACUCAUCCUACCUCAACUCCACCCACACAGACUCCUCCCUUUUGUUACGCCUUGACCUUGGAUGCCCUUGAUAACCACGGGAGAACCCACUAACUACACCUGUAUCUAUGCAGCUCCCCUAAGCUUAACUCUACACCCAUGCAGUUGCCCAAAAGCUAACGCUUACAUUAAGCUGUAAUGUGUCCUGUGUAGCUGGUAUGAAACCUAAAGUGCAACGAUGUAGCUGCAUGAAUGCUGAUAACUGGGCCUGCGUAGAUUUAGAAAAGCUAAGAAUCUCUUCCUACACUAUGUCACUGCUCCAAAAUUGACCCACACACUGAGGUCACGAUUCAUGAUGGCUUUUGGGUCACUGCUUGCCUAAGACCAUCUCUUGUCAAUGAUAAGCAUGGUCGGGCAGAGACAUAUGCCUUUUUCACAGAUAGCAAAAAAGAUCUGAAGUGACCUCAAGCAUCUUUCCAUCUCUGCGAUCCAUGGGCCAGGGCUGUGUUGACAGAUCAGUGGUGUGUGUGUUUGGGUGGUUUGGGCACAGGAGGACACACUGAUAGGGGGUAGCUGGGAGUGGUGAAUUGAACACAAAACCUUGUGCAUUUCCUACAAGAAGCAUUACAUCAGGCUACAUUUAACAGAUGGUUUUAUCCAAACAGACGGACACAACAGGGAUCCGACACUCAAAUGCAGGACUACCAAAAGACAUUAUGCAUGCAGCACACUUGUCAGUUCCAAUGCACUCCACAUCCUGAAGCAAGAUGUUUGUCAAUCAAAGACUUCAGAGCAAAGAGCAUAGUGCUCCAGUGCAGAACACUCUAGAAUCCAAUUGCUUUCAACUGUAGGACAUUCCAACUCCUGAUGUUACAUUGUAUUAUAAUAGUCUCAUCAUGUUUUAUUCAUGUCAAGCAGUGAGAUUUGAAUCCUCCCAAAUCAGUGUAUAAUUUAAUGCCAUCUACCAUGCCAUAGGAAGCCUCUAUGAUGUAACCUUGCUUUUUAUAUAAAACAGCAAAAACACAUUGCCGAACCAAAUUAAGAAAUCUUGACUUUGGAUCUAGAUUAUUGCCUUUAGUUGGCUUUACACGCUGUGGUGGUCAUGGAAGUAACGUGGAUGUAUUAUCAUUUUCUAAAUAUAUAUGUCAAUGCACUUUUUUUUACUACACAUUACAAUAGACUUGAAGUUUGUAAAUAACACAAAGUGCCUAAUUGUAAAGCACUGGUAGUACAUUAUAAGGCAUUACAAUGAACCUGUAAAUAUAUGUAUGUAUGGUUGCUUUUCAAAUCUACAGUAAUAUGAACUUGUGCUUCGGGACAUUAUGAUACAUGAGCACAUUGGUCACCGAGAAUAUUAUAGUGUGUGUGUGUGUGUGUGUGUGUGUGUGUGUGUGUGUGUGUGUGUGUGUGUGUGUGUGUGUGUGUGUGUGUGUGUGUGUGUGUGUGUGUGUGUGCCCGCCUUCCCAUAGAUUUGCAUAUGUUUGUGUGUAUGUGCCAAUGGGCCUGUGAAUGGGUGCACAGGCAAAAACCUUCAGUGUUUUUCUUUUUUUUAAACACAGCCAGGCAUAGCAUAAAGAAGAGUAGUGAAAACACUCAAGCAUAGUGUUUCCAUUUCCAAAAAACACAUUUAGUCAGCUACCUUAUUGCCCAUUGACAACUACAUAUUUUGCCAGCAACCAUGUACUGUAGCUAGAAAACACAUGACAUAGGGUUAUCAUCACUGCGGAAUCCACACAUCUAGCCUAGAGCACUUGUCCAUGCUUGUUGUGAAUGGAGAAAUUUUGAUGAUUUUGACAGAAGCCUUUAAUGGAUCCUGUCUCCAUAUGAAGGCUGUACUGGAUGUGAAAUGACUGUCUUGGUUAUGUGUCACUCACACCCAAUGAAAUGAAGGAUGUUUGCAAUUAAGUAAAUAAAGGAUUAUUCUGCCUUUUUCGAUGGG
This is a messenger RNA of Engraulis encrasicolus (European anchovy), 5678 nucleotides long. Its product is annotated as integrin alpha-11-like. Gene Ontology annotation, molecular function: integrin binding. Gene Ontology annotation, biological process: integrin-mediated signaling pathway; cell-matrix adhesion; cell-cell adhesion. NCBI's taxonomy places the organism in Eukaryota, Metazoa, Chordata, Actinopteri, Clupeiformes, Engraulidae. Bases 82 to 3648 code for a protein of 1188 amino acids. Gene Ontology annotation, cellular component: external side of plasma membrane; integrin complex. The transcript has 30 exons. The record is from RefSeq and is a predicted model, not a curated record.